Molecule: messenger RNA, 462 nt
Organism: Porites lobata
Lineage: Eukaryota; Metazoa; Cnidaria; Anthozoa; Scleractinia; Poritidae
Source: the annotation of a GenBank genome assembly
AUGCAAUAUCAGACUUACGGUCAGUAUAAAAGUGCCAAUACUCUUAAAAAAUUGAUUGUUUGCACCAAGUCUGGCUCAAUAAGCUUCAUUUCAGAUGCAUAUGGGGGGGCUGCUUCUGAUCGUUUUAUCACAGAAGAUUGUGGUGUAGUAAGUAAAUUUAAGAGAAAUAUGGUAGCUUUGGUAGAUAGGGGUUUUAGUGUCCAAGAUAUAUUUCUGGCAUAUCAUGUGACAGUGGCCAUACCACCCUUUACAAAAGGAAAAACACAUUUUACAAAAGUGCAGGUUGAACAGGCUAAAACAAUUUCAAGGGCACGCAUUCAUGUAGAGAGAGCCAUUGGUCGUCUUAAGGAGUUCAAAUUGUUAUCACAUGAACUUCCUUUAAACAUGCUAGAUUUGGCUGACUAUAUCUGGAUUAUCGCUGGAGCAAUUACAAACCUUCAGCCAUCUCCUGUUAUUGAAUAG